GGAGAGAAGGAAUUCUUACUCUUGACCAGUGUUAACCUGCGUUCUAGAGACAAAAUACGCAAUACCUGGAGUAAAAAAAGAAAUAUUGUCUUAUCUUUUAACUGUGAUUUAUCAUAAGUGAGGCCUACAGUUUGGAAAAAAAACGUAAACAAGGUUUGUUCAUUUCUUAAUCUUUCCGAAAAGGCUUUUCAAAGCUUUAAUAACGGAGAGUCCUGAAGGAAAGACCGGAAAAAAACUGAGGACGACAAUGUUCAGGAACACCAAAAUGAGACUGGGAGGCGUUAACAUCCUUCUCCUCACAAUCGUCAUAUCAUUAAUAGUCCUAUAUCGAUCAACAUCAUAUUGCCUGUGUAAAGUUUCGCCUGUCGAAGAAGCAUUCGGACAACCUAUGAAAAGCCAACCUCGUCCUGAUUCAGGAGAGCAUCGAGUGACAUGUCAUAUCCCCGGCCUCGAAAGUCGGAAGCAGUUUUAUCAGUAUUUUACAGAAAAGGAAUACAAAUGUGAAAAUUUGCGUUGGUUUGGAUCUAGAGAUGGUCGCAAAGCCGUAUGUAUGGACAUGGAAUUCUACUUGGUGCCUCAGGACUGCCAUGUUCUUUCUUUCGGGAUCAAUAAUGAGUGGUCUUUCGACGACAAGUUCGGCGCAAUGGGUUGCAAGGUGUAUUCUUUUGAUCCAACUAUGGGGAAGGCAGACCACCAGAGAUCACAGAAUGUUCAGUUCUUCAGGCUGGGUAUCAGCAAUAUAAAAGGUCAAAGAAAAGUUGGCAUGGGGAGCAGAUUUGAUUUUUUUGAGGUGGAUCGAUAUGUGAACAUAUUGGAACGCUUGGGAUUGACAAACACAACGAUUGAUUACCUCAAGUUGGACGUCGAGUUGUCUGAAUUGGAGUUCUUCCAGGACGUUUUUAGGAACACUCCGCAUCUUUUGAGGAACAUCAAACAGAUUGCAGUGGAGUUACACCAUGGUUACCAUGGCAAAGGCUUGAACAAAACGGAAGAUAUAACCGACGACAGCAGUGACAUGAGUCCUAUCAGUACAUACCAAAUCUUUUGGCAGUACUUCCACGAGCUCAGGUGCCAUGGAUUCAAGCUAUUCCACGCUCGGAGGAACGGCCGAUGGACAGAAGCAGUUUGGGGAAACAUUUAACUUUAUUUCCAAAGUCAAAUAGAGAGAGACAAUAUCCUGCUUAUGAAAAAAUGUACGGACUUGAACUGUGAAACAACAAGUGUUUUUGUCUUAAACUGUGAAACAACAAGUGUUUCUGUAAUAAUCUGAUGCAUAAGUUCUGUUGAAAAGAAUAAAUUACUACAGCACAAUUGCCCAUUAUUACAAUGUUACACUGCGAAACAUUGGCUAAUUAGAAUAUCUUUUUGAUACGAAUGGCAUGUAUCGUUAAGUCAGUCACAGACUUGCUGGAAGGGUUAUUAUAACAUGAAGUAUGUUGAGUAAAAAUUGACAUUUCUUCGUUAUUACUUCUAAAAUUAAUAUUACAUGCUUGCGAUUUUCGUUAAUGAUUUUGUUUUUUUUCUUUUCAUGUCCUAUCAUAUUCGCACAGUUUCGCCUAAUCCUUGAAAUUGCUAAUAAUUGCAUAUUGUUAUGUAAAGUACAUUUGGUGGUCGGUGCAGUGUUAGUAGAGUGGUUCAUCCUAGUAUGUUGGACUCUGUCUAGUAACGAUGCACCUCGUAUUUUUUCCCUUUAUUUUUUUGUAUGUUUACAAAGCAGGUAGUGCACACCUUAAGAUUAGUUUUCUCGUAUGUUCUUAUGAAGCAUUUUAAGUGUUUAUUUCUUGUUUAUUUUUUGUAAUUUGUAAGCAAUGAA
This is a messenger RNA of Macrobrachium nipponense, 1813 nucleotides long. RefSeq names its product probable methyltransferase-like protein 24. The transcript is spliced from 8 exons. The coding region runs from base 248 to 1141 and encodes 297 amino acids. NCBI's taxonomy places the organism in Eukaryota, Metazoa, Arthropoda, Malacostraca, Decapoda, Palaemonidae. The record is from RefSeq and is a predicted model, not a curated record.